Molecule: messenger RNA, 2060 nt
Organism: Notolabrus celidotus (New Zealand spotty)
Lineage: Eukaryota; Metazoa; Chordata; Actinopteri; Labriformes; Labridae
Gene: uts2r1
Product: urotensin-2 receptor
Exons: 4
Coding region: 75-1181 (368 amino acids)
Biological process (GO): regulation of blood pressure; neuropeptide signaling pathway; blood vessel diameter maintenance
Cellular component (GO): membrane
Molecular function (GO): urotensin II receptor activity
Source: RefSeq, a predicted model, not a curated record
GGCAGCCGCAACACCACCAUGCUUUCCAGUCCAGUUGAAACCACUAAACAUAUGGCAUAUUUCAAGCUGAGCACAUGACAAAGAAAGAUAUGACCACAGAGUCCAUGGAGCCGGUAGGAGUCCUCGUGGAAAGGGGUGCCAAUUCCACUGACCCCCCUCUGACCUCACAUGAGGACACAGCUGCCACCUUCACCAUCGGAACAAUCCUCUCCAUCAUGUGCUUCGUUGGAGUCUCAGGGAACAUCUACACCUUGGUGGUCAUGUGCCACUCCAUGAGGACUGCCGCCUCCAUGUACAUCUACAUCAUAAACUUAGCGUUGGCAGAUCUGCUCUAUCUUCUCACCAUACCGUUUGUGGUCUGCACUCACUUUCUUCAGGGGUGGUACUUUGGAGAUGCUGGGUGUCGAAUUCUGAUCAGCAUGGACUUCCUGACCAUGCAUGCUAGCAUCUUCACGCUGACAGUCAUGAGUACUGAGCGCUACUUUGCUGUGCUGAAACCGCUCGAUACAGUCAAGCGCUCUAAAAGUUACCGGAAGGCUAUCGCUCUGCUGGUGUGGGCGGCGUCUCUCAUCUUGACCCUGCCGAUGAUAGUGAGGAUCCAACUGAUGACGGUGGGAAACAAAGCCAUGUGCCAACCCACCUUGUCCCCACUCUCCUACAAAGUGUACAUCACCUUCCUGUUUUGCACAAGCAUCGUCGCUCCAGGACUGAUCAUCGGCUAUCUCUACAUCCAACUCGCUCGUACUUAUUGGGUUUCACAGACGGAGACAUUCAAGCAGACCAAGAAACUUCCCAAUCAAAAGGUGCUGUACCUGAUCUUCACCAUCGUCCUCCUCUUCUGGGCAUGCUUCCUGCCCUUCUGGAUCUGGCAGCUGCUGAGUCAGUUCCACCCCUCGAUGCCCCUGUCCUCCAAAGUCAAGCGAAACAUCAACUACCUGACCACAUGCCUGACGUAUUCCAACAGCUGCAUUAACCCUUUCCUGUACACGCUGCUCACCAAGAACUACAAGGAGUACCUGAGAAAGCACAACCGGUCCUGGACGGCUGGCAGCUACUUCAACAGGAGGAGUCGGUUUCAGCGUUCGCCGCGCAGGUCGCCGUCUUCCAGCAGUCAGCAGUGCACAGAGAGCUUCAUGCUUACGCACACGGCCUCCCUGCGAGCACAAAACAGCAGCUUGUAAGAUCUGACUGAGCAACACUGGAAGAGGAAGAAAGGACAGAACCUGUUGGAGACGGUCCAAAAAGUCCACAUCACCACCGCUGAAGGAGGAUGAAGAAGUUUUACAUUUUGUUUCUGCAGUUGGACACAAAAGUGUUGCAUGAGCAACAGCAAGAACUGAACGAGACUGUUUGCUGCUUUAAAGACUCUGUAAAAAACAAAAAGACAUUUCUAAGUCCUCUCCCUUUCUUUACUGUCUCUUCACCUCCUGAUGUAUUCUGUCACAUUGAGAUGUGAAGGUUUCUCCCACAGUGAUUGACAGGAGUGGUGUUCACGGUGACAGGUUGAGACUGCUGAUGCACAGGUUAGGAAAGGAUAACAUCAUUAAAGCAUCAGUGGUUUGAUUUAAAAACUAAAGGGGGGGGGGGAUGUGUCGUGAUGUUACUGAUGCUGGAAAAAAAAAAGAUGUCUGGUAUGUUAAUAUUUAAAUCUGAAAAAAUGCAUGAAAGGCUUCAGUUCUGGAGGACAUCCCAGGGUCAGACUGAGAGCAGCAGCAGCAUGUGGAAACACGGUCACUGUAUUGAUUUGAAUGGGACCACUACAUCUCUGAGCAGAAAUGAAACUGCGUGUGAUAGAGGAGGGGAAUGUGUCCAACUUCAUGUGAUGUCAUUCAGUCAGAUACUAAAGGUGUGUGGUUCCACGUAUGUAACGGCCAACUUUCACCAGAUCCGUGUCCGGUCUGUCUCUGAUCCGUCACGGCAUCUGACAUUUUGAAGAUAAAUUGUAUAAAGAUUCAUGUAUGAUUCAUAGUUAACUCUGAAAAUAAUUUAAAAAGCAUGAAGGAGUGUUGGGGACACCUUGUAAAGAAACAAAUGGAGAUUUCGAGAUUAAAGCAAUAAAU